AUGAGACCCUUUAUAUUCAACCAGUUUGACGACAAGGUAACAGUCGUCUGCACUCAUCUGAUACCGUCACUUAGUGACGUCACUACCCCAGAAGUGGCAAUGAAGCCGUUCUUUGCAUCUCUGGUGGAACAGAGUCGCUCGGAAAUCACCACGAUAGUCGAAACGUUUAAGAACGUGCGACCAUUAUUGCUGCUGGGAGACUUCAACGUGAAUGGUGGGCCGCUUGUCCCGGGAAAAGCAGUUGGAGAAGACCAAUAUCGACGCUUAUCAAAACUAUUCAACACCCAAGUUACAUCAAAUUGCACCUUUUGCGCUGCGGACCAAAACGUUUACAACCUCAACUCAUACGACGUUCCGACGGUUAUAGAUCACAUCUUUGGCAACGGAAUGGGGAUCCGAAAUGUGAAGCGUGUGUUCACCCCUGACGAGGUAUCGAUUCCCAACAAUGGAGAGCGUGUUCCUCUGUCUGACCAUUUCGGGGUGAUGGGUGAUGCUGUCUGCUCUCCCGGGGCCCGAAGGGUGGCUCCCAGGCCCGGGAGGAUGGGAAACAAAGGGAGGAAACGAAUACAACAGUGAAUUUUGUGUUUGUAAAACACCACCUGAAUUCAUAAUUAAAUGAAUUUCAAUUU
Messenger RNA from Mya arenaria, 629 nucleotides. RefSeq lists its product as uncharacterized. The record is from RefSeq and is a predicted model, not a curated record. The transcript is spliced from 4 exons. Lineage: Eukaryota; Metazoa; Mollusca; Bivalvia; Myida; Myidae. Bases 1 to 576 code for a protein of 191 amino acids.